Helianthus annuus (common sunflower) is the source of this 860-nucleotide messenger RNA. RefSeq names its product late embryogenesis abundant protein, group 3. The transcript has 2 exons. NCBI's taxonomy places the organism in Eukaryota, Viridiplantae, Streptophyta, Magnoliopsida, Asterales, Asteraceae. Bases 80 to 700 code for a protein of 206 amino acids. The record is from RefSeq and is a predicted model, not a curated record.
ACACCGGAAACAAGAUAAACAUCACCAACCAAAACAAAAGAAGCUCCUCCUGCAACUGUAGAAUAUUUGACUUGUAACAAUGGCGGCAAUGCAUUUCACAAUAACUGCAAUCCACAACAUCUCUAAAGCAAACACUCCUCGUUUCACUUAUCUCUCUUUCCCUCAAAAAGCUCCUAGGGUUUGCUUCACUUCUGCCUCCAAACAUUCUCAGAGAAUACAUGCAAGUCAAGAGACCAACAAUGGGUGGUCGGAGAACGCCAAUGAGGUGAAAGACAAAGUGAACGACAUGGCGGGAAAAGCCGCCGACAGAGCCGGUGAGGUUAAAGACAAAGCGUAUGAUAUGGGGGGAAGAGCCGCCGACAGAGCCGGUGAGAUUAAAGACGAGGUUAAAGACAAAGUAAAUGAUAUGGCGGGAAGAGCUGCCGACGGAGCUGGUGAGAUGAAAGAGAAAGCGGAAGAGAAGAGCCGUGAGAUGACGGAAAGUGCUAAAGAGACUGCGAGCGUGGUGGCCGAUAAAGCCGAAGAAGGGUGGAAUAAAGCGGGGGAGACGGCGGAGGCGGCUAAGGAUAAAACUCUAGAUGCGGCUGGGACGGUGGCCGAGAACACGAAGCAGACGGUGACGGGUGCGUGGGACGCGGCCAAAGAGACGACACAGAAGAUUAAGGAGACUGUUGUUGGGAAUCUUGAUCAUGAAAAAUAGGAUUACUAGUUUCUUUGCUAAUGUCUUCUUUUUUUUUUCUUUAACAUCUUGCACGCUUUUUAUGUUGGUAUGUUUCGCCUUUUGGUUCGCUGUUGGCGGCUAUACAUGUUUUAACAGUUUAAGGUUCACAUAAUGCAAGAUGAUUUGAUUAUGGUUUCAA